AUGGAAUUUGCCAAAGUAAUUCAAAAUGAAGCGGUACAAGAAUGGAAAGAAAAAUACAUCGACUAUAAAGGCCUUUCGAGAAAGUUAAGGGAGGUUAGAUGGUCGAUACAACUUAGAAAUAAUCAAUUACAUGAAACCACACAUAUUCCUUUUCCUCCUAAGUCACCUAGAUCAGCAACACGAAGGUACUCGUUGUCUUCACAAGUAAUGAGUAUAAAUAGUGUUGCAGAAAGUGCAAAUAGUUUGCUUAGUAAAGUGUCUCAUAAGUUGUCGAAUUUUUCGCAUUGGAUAAAGCCACCUUCGAUUCACGAACCCCCACCAAGAGAUCCCAUCACGUCCAUUGAAACAUUUCUGGAACAAUCGAGCCCUGAGGAAAGCAAAUUUAUCGUAGCAUUAGACAAUGAGUUGGAAAAAGUCGCACGUUUUUACACAAGAAAAGAAGGGGAAAUAAUUUACCUUUUCGAAAAGUUAAAAAAAUACCAUGAAAGCAUAAAAAAUUCGAAAGAAUUUAAAAGACCAAAGACAAUGUCUCUCGGAGAAUGGGCUCCCAAAUUCUUAAGAAAUUCAUCAUAUAUAGAGUUUCCAAAUGAACAGCUUCGAAACUCUAAAUAUAAAAACGCACAAAAAAAAAUAAAAAAAGCAGCAUUCGAAUUAUAUCGAGGUGCAGAAUUAUUAAAAAACUAUCGACAACUUAAUAAAAAGGGCUUCAAUGAAAUUUUAAAGAAAUUUGAUAGAGUAACAGGACUGAAUGGAAGUGAAAUUUAUAUGCAGAGAGUUUCAGAACGUAGUUUUGUAAAAUCCAAAGGAUUAAACAGACUAAUGAGAGAAAUAGAGACCUUUUACGUUCGCCAUUUCGAUGAAUCACGAGAACAAGCGGUUAGGAAACUCAAAUCGCAUAAUAGAAAGAAUCCACACCAUAAUGCUGCAUUGCGCGCGGGAUUAUGUCUAGGACUCGCAUUUGUUUUCUUGUAUAAUGUGGCUACUCUCUAUAUUUCACUAAAUCCAAACAUGAAUAUUUCACUUAUUUCAAAUCAAAAUGAUCCAAAUGAAAGUGAUGAGGAUUUGUUGCAUUUAAGGUUCUAUUUAGGGCUAUUUAUUCCAACAAUUUUUUCUUUGCUUCUCGGCGUUGCUAUUUCUUGGUGGACAAAAGUACAUAUAAACUACAAAUUUAUAUUCGAACUUGAUCCGAGUGAUAAUCUGGGUGUCUAUGAAUAUUUAGAGGGUCGUAUCAUAGCUUCCUUUUGGUUUGGUGUCGAAUUUCGAGAUUUCUUUAUUGCUGAUGUAUUGAACAGCUUAUCUUAUACCUUUGUUGCUAUACAACUGUCUUUUUGCUAUCCAUUGGACGGGCUUAAAACUCACUGUAACGAUUCGAGUUACUUUAAAGCAAUUUCUACGAAUAUUGUUGCGCCUUUUCUGAGCUCUAUCCCUGCAUGGUUACGUAUAGCUCAAUGUUUAAAGCGUCUUUGGGACACUAGAGAAAUGAUACAUAUGAUCAACGCUUUGAAAUAUGCGUCAACCAUAUUAUCAAUGGUUUUAUUUUGGUCGUUAUUAAGAGACAGUAACAACGGUUUUCUAAAAGGAUGUUGGAUCAUAUCUCAAAUUAUUUCCUCUACAUAUACAUUUAUUUGGGAUGUCAAAAUGGAUUGGUCUUUAUUACAGAUUCAUUCUUCUAACUAUUUGUUAAGAGACGAACUAGGAUAUAAAAAACCAUAUCUAUAUAGAGCUGCUAUCGUUAUCAAUUUGUUUCUAAGGUUUUCUUGGGUUCUGAUUUUAUUUUCGAGUGGCAAUAGAUAUUAUUAUAUUAUCGGAAUUAUAAUGGCCUUCUUAGAAAUUUUGAGACGUUGGAUGUGGAGUUUCAUCCGCGUUGAAAAUGAGCACGUCGAUAAUUGUAAAGGAUAUCGUGCCAUUAAAGAAAUACAUUCCCUUUUCAUUUAUUCUGACGGAAUAGCCGAGUCAAAUAAUGAAAAUUAUCCGGUUGACACAAUAGGUGUAGACGAAAGGUUAGAAGCUCAAAGAUCAAGAUUUGAUACAAUAAUGAGAGGAUGGGUGAACCGGUCCAUGAGUACGAGAGUUAGUAGAAAAACUAAAUGGAGAGAUUUUAAUCCAAGAUAUGACAGGAAUGAAGAAUU
Dentiscutata erythropus is the source of this 2129-nucleotide messenger RNA. The record is from the annotation of a GenBank genome assembly. NCBI's taxonomy places the organism in Eukaryota, Fungi, Glomeromycota, Glomeromycetes, Diversisporales, Gigasporaceae.